AUGGCCCCUCCAAAGAUUACGCCGUUCAAGAUCGCCGUCCCCGAGGCGGCCGUGCAGCGCCUCAAAGACAAGCUCGCCGCCGCGACCUUUACCGACGAGACGCUCUUCACGGACAGCUGGGACUAUGGCACGCCGCUGAGCGACGUGAAGCGCCUCGCGGAGCGCUGGCGCGAUGGCUUCGACUGGCGCGCACAAGAGGCGAAGCUCAAUGAGGUGCCGCAGUAUACGACCAAGGUGGACGUGGAUGGCUUCGGCGAGCUCAACAUCCAUUUCGUGUAUAAGAAGAGCAGCAGGAGGGAUGCGAUUCCUCUGCUCUUCUGUCAUGGCUGGCCGGGGAGCUUCUACGAGGUGCUCAAGAUCCUGCCGCUUCUGACGGAGCCCGAGGACCCCGAAGUGCCGGCAUUUGAUGUCGUUGCGCCGUCGCUGCCCAACUUUGGCUUCUCGGACGGCGUGAGCAAGAGGGGCUUCAGCAUCUCGCAAUACGCCGAGACGCUGCACAAGGUGAUGCUCAAUCUCGAGUACGAUAAAUACGUCACCCAAGGAGGCGACUGGGGCUACAUCAUCACCCGCCUCAUCGGCGCGCAAUACCCCUCCCACUGCCUCGCAUCCCACAUCAACUUCCUGCGCCUCACCGAGGGGCCCAAGUUCGCCGACACCCCCCUGCUGCACCUCCGCCACGCCCUCACCCCGUACACGCCGCUCGAGCGCGCCGGGCGCGACCGCACCGCCUGGUUCCUCACCGAGGGCACGGGGUACAACCUCGAGCAGAGCACGCGCCCGUCGACGCUCGGCUUCGCGCUCGCCGACUCCCCCGUCGCGCUGCUCGCGUGGGUCUACGAGAAGCUGCACGACUGGACCGACGGGCCCUACCCGUGGCGCGACGACGAGGUCCUCACCUGGCUGUCCAUCUACGCCUUCUCCACGGCGGGGCCGGCCGCGAGCGUGCGCAUCUACUACGAGGCGAAGCACGCGGGGCUGGAGCAGUCGCGCAGGGCGGGGUUUGGGUACGUGCCCGGCGUGAAGCUCGGCGUGAGCGUCUUCCCCAAGGACGUGCUCGUGCCGCCGCUCGCAUGGGCCGAGGCGCUGGGCCCGCUCGUGUUUCGCAGGAUGCACGACACGGGAGGGCACUUUGCGGCGCAUGAGAGGCCCGAGGCGCUGGCGGCGGACCUUCGGGAGAUGUUUGGCAGCAAAGGCGGCGCAAGGGACGUUGCGAAAGUGUUUGAAGCGAAGAUGUGA
Messenger RNA from Purpureocillium takamizusanense, 1236 nucleotides. RefSeq names its product Microsomal epoxide hydrolase. The record is from RefSeq and is a predicted model, not a curated record. Gene Ontology annotation, biological process: epoxide metabolic process. Gene Ontology annotation, molecular function: epoxide hydrolase activity. The coding region runs from base 1 to 1236 and encodes 411 amino acids. NCBI's taxonomy places the organism in Eukaryota, Fungi, Ascomycota, Sordariomycetes, Hypocreales, Ophiocordycipitaceae. The transcript has 3 exons.